Tripterygium wilfordii is the source of this 1087-nucleotide messenger RNA. Its product is annotated as ribosome-recycling factor. Gene Ontology annotation, cellular component: mitochondrion. Gene Ontology annotation, molecular function: ribosomal large subunit binding. Bases 71 to 877 code for a protein of 268 amino acids. Gene Ontology annotation, biological process: translation. The transcript has 8 exons. Lineage: Eukaryota; Viridiplantae; Streptophyta; Magnoliopsida; Celastrales; Celastraceae. The record is from RefSeq and is a predicted model, not a curated record.
AAACCCUAGAAGAGAAAUAUCAAAUAUGUAUCAGUAAGUAGGCCAUGAAAAUUGAAAGAUCCAGACAGCCAUGGCUCUAUACUUGAGACGUGCGUUAUUCUUAAACCGAAACGCAUUUCUCCUUGUUCGAGCCUCUUCGUUUCAAUCUCGCAAUCUCUCUCACAUUCUCUGUUAUCGCACUCCACGCAUCUCUGAUUCCCAUAAGACAGAAGCUUCUAUUCUUCCUACACUUGAUUUCAUCGGAUUUCCUCAUCGCGGAUUCGCUAAAAAAUCAAACCUCAACAAAUCAAAUGACUUGUUAGCUGACCAAACUGCGCCACAUGAUUUUGGGCCUAACAUAAAGGCCACGGCUGUGUCACAAAUGGAGGCAGCAGUAGAAGCUUUAUCGCGUGAAUUAACCAAAUUGCGUACUGGAAGGGCUUCUGCAGGUAUGCUUGAUCAUAUUAUUGUGGAAACUGGUGGUCUAAAGAUGCAGUUGAAUCGGUUAGCUGUAGUCUCAGUCAUGGAUCCUAAAACAUUAUCUAUAAAUCCUUACGAUCCCAAUACCCUGAAAGAGAUAGAGAAGGCCAUCACAUCAUCUCCAUUAGGUUUAAAUCCUAAGGUGGACGGGCAACGGUUGAUUGCAUCUAUUCCUCCAUUAACGAAAGAGCAUAUGCAGGCUAUUUGCAAGGUGGUUACCAAGUCUUGUGAAGACGUCAAGCAGAGCAUAAGAAGGGCUCGCCAGAAGGCACUUGAUACAAUAAAAAAGGCAGGCUCGAUAUUUCCUAAGGAUGAGGCCAAGAGAUUGGAGAAAGAAGUUGAUGACUUGACAAAAAAGUUUAUUAAGUCAGUGGAGGAUAUGGGUAAAUCGAAGGAAAGGGAAAUCACUCAAGGCUGAGUGGCAGUUUGUUGUUGUGUCCUGGUAUCAUUUGGAAUUGAUCUACACAACUCGGAAGAUUGACUGCUGAUAAUUUAUGAGAUAAUGUUUUGUACAACUUCUCUGUAGAUUUUGGCUAAUAUUAGCUAUUGAUUUGGUGUUCAAGCGAGGCUAUAUACUAUGCUCCUUGAAAAAGGCAGCAGAUUUUAUGGAAAAAGGCAUUUUCAUACA